Calypte anna (Anna's hummingbird) is the source of this 5424-nucleotide messenger RNA. Its product is annotated as collagen alpha-1(I) chain-like. Gene Ontology annotation, molecular function: extracellular matrix structural constituent. NCBI's taxonomy places the organism in Eukaryota, Metazoa, Chordata, Aves, Apodiformes, Trochilidae. The record is from RefSeq and is a predicted model, not a curated record. The transcript is spliced from 68 exons. The coding region runs from base 1 to 5424 and encodes 1807 amino acids.
AUGCAGCGGGGCCGGGGCGGGAUGCUCGGCAGGGCGCUGGCGCUGGGGCUGCUCUGCGCCCUCCCCCUCUGCCCGCAGGGGCUGGAGCCCCCCGAGCCGGGCUCCGGGAUGCAGCCAGAUGAAGUUAACUUGAUGGACAAAAUUACUUCCCAUGCUCAGGACCUCAGCAAUAUUUCCUUGGGCCAUGAUCAAGCCAACUGCAGGAUGCUGGAGAUCGGGCAGUAUGCUACCCUCAACAUCCCCACCAGGGAGGCAUUUGGGGACAGGUUUUCAGAGGAGCUGAGUGUGCUGAUGAAGCUGAGGUACUCCCUGCAGGAGGACACCAGCCUGGUCACCAUCCUGAGCCACCGAAGCCAAGUGCUCUUCCAGAUCAGGAUCAACCCAUCUGCCUUGGUCUUUGUCACCACCAGGAGGAGGCACUAUGAGUUCCCAGUUUCCUUUCUUGGAGAUGGGCACUGGCACAGAGUUGCCCUCAGCAUCUCCCUGGAGAGGCUGGAGCUGCAUGUGGACUGUCGGCUGGUGGACAGAGUGAGCUGGUCCAAUUAUUUUGGGAUGGGAAUCAACACCGAGGGGCUGAUCAUCAUUGGAGGCCUGAUCCAAUCCUUUGAGACCCCCUUUAAGGGUGCUCUGCAGCAAUUGACCUUUGUGAUGGGAGACCCAGCAGCUGCCAAUGAGCACUGCAACACCUACAGCCCAACCUGUGGGCAUCCCCUCAACCUCAACUCCUUUGGUUCCUUGGGAGAACUUCCACCAGCCUGGCCAAAGCACUCCAGGCUCAUGAAUUCUGAUUUGGCCCUGGGGCUGCCUUGGAUGGGGGAGGAUGCCCAGGAGCCCCCCAACCUCCAGCCUGAUGGAUCCACCCUGACUGCAGCCUCUGCUUCUGGGAUCCCAUCAGCAGAGGAGGAAGAGGAAGAGGAGGAGGAAGAGGAAGAGGAAGAGGAAGAGGAAGAGGAGGAGGAGGGCAGCCUUUCUAUUGAGGAUGAAGGCUUUGAGCUCUUGAACUCCACUUAUAACAAAAUCACCAGUCCUGGCAGGCCAGGGCUUGGCAGGAGCAGCCCACGGGUGGCUGGGAGCUCUGCCAAGAAAGGGAGAGCCUCUGACCCCCAGGAGGAGAAUGUCACCACUGAGAAGCUGAUGGGUGACACGGGCACCCAGCGUUGGCUCUCACCUGGAAAAUCUGGUGAUGCCAUCACCCACCUGGACUUACCCGAGGCCUUGGCCAAGCUCUCCUCAGCAGCACACCAAGCAGCUGCCCCCAAAGGAACCGUGCCCAGAGCAUCCCUGGGGACAGGGCCAAGGAUGGGUGUCCCAGAGCAUCCUUUGGUGGCAGCCAGCACUGAUGUCACAGGGCUUGGGGAUGGUGCUGCCCACCCUGGGCACCCCGACUCACUGGUGGCACAUGGGAAGCCAGGACCCCCAGGGCUGCCGGGACCCCCAGGGCUGCCGGGCUGUCCUGGGAGACGUGGACUGGUGGGACCCAAAGGAGACAAAGGUUACCCUGGAGCUGUGGGGAGGAUGGGACCUCCGGGUGACCCAGGCCCUACAGGCAUCCCUGGGGUCCCCAGCAUCAUCCUCUGGAGGAACUCCAGGGAGGAUUGGCAGAUGUUCAUGCAGUCCCCCUUCUACCAGCUCCUGCAGGCAGCCUGGCCGAAAAAACCUGGAGCCCCCGGGCCCCCAGGACACCCAGGGAAAACAGGAGCACCUGGACCCUGUGGAGAUCCGGGGGAGCCGGGAGAGAAGGGGCAGCAGGGGUACAGGGGUAAACCCGGGCUCCAGGGCUUGCCAGGACGUGUGGGUUACCCUGGGUCAGAUGGUUCCCCUGGCCUGGAUGGCAAAACUGGGCCAUGGGGGCUACCAGGAGAGCAGGGGCUGCAGGGCUUCCAGGGUGACCAGGGGAUGGCUGGAGAGAAGGGAGAAGAGGGUUUCUUGGGUGACCUUGGAGCAGCUGGGGAGAAAGGAGAGAAGGGAGUGAAGGGGGUGAAGGGAGAAAAUGGGCUGCCAGGUCCUGUUGGGCUGCAGGGGAUGUCGGGUCUGAAGGGGGUGAUGGGCUUCCAAGGCCCUGUGGGGCUGGAGGGUGAAGGUGGCUCCGUGGGUCCCCCGGGCUGCCCUGGCCCCAGGGGAGAGCCGGGCCAGCCGGGAGCUGUGGGGUGCCAGGGGGUAAAUGGAUCUCAGGGAGAAAUGGGUCCUCCUGGCUUGCCUGGCCCCCGGGGUCCCAAGGGACCUCAGGGUCUGCAGGGCAGACGUGGCCCCCCUGGCCCCAGGGGUGUGCAGGGCCCAGCAGGGAUGGAGGGAUCUGCAGGUCCCAAAGGAGACCCCGGCACUGAUGGUGUCCCUGGGCUGAGGGGACAGCUGGGACAGGAGGGUCCUGGGGGCUUUGUUGGUCUGCCAGGUUCCAGAGGCACCCAAGGAGAGGGGGGUUGUCGAGGUCCAGAGGGAGCAAAGGGAGAGCUGGGACCCCAAGGAGAAAAGGGUCCCCGAGGAGCACAAGGAGCCAAAGGACCCCCAGGCAUGCGGGGCCAUGCUGGCUUCCAGGGAUUUCCUGGACCUCGUGGGGCAGUGGGGUCCCAGGGACCUGAUGGAGAAGAAGGUCAGAUGGGUCCCAUGGGGCUCAACAGCAGUGAGGGACCCAAGGGAAGCCGUGGACCCGAUGGCCCAAAAGGGACCCCAGGACCACGGGGAGCCCGGGGCCGUGUGGGACAGCGUGGGCUGGCUGGAGUCCCUGGGCUGCCUGGCUCACGGGGCAUCUUGGGAGCAGAAGGUGCAGAAGGAAAGCCUGGUACACAGGGCUCCCCAGGGACCAUGGGCAGCCCAGGCAGGAGGGGAACACCUGGUUUUGCUGGCUUGGAGGGGAGCCGUGGGCACACAGGACCUCCUGGAUCCAUAGGCUCUCUGGGAAAACCUGGACCUGAUGGAGACCCAGGUUCCCUGGGCCCAAAGGGACUGCCUGGGAAGCCUGGCUCAGAGGGGCCACAGGGACCUGUGGGCACCCACGGCUACCCAGGACCUGCUGGUGACCAUGGGAGGCCAGGGCAGAGGGGAGACAAGGGAGAAAGAGGAGUCCAAGGCCCCCCAGGAUUUCCAGGGAAACCUGGUCCCAAGGCCCUGCCAGGUCCCCCGGGUCCCCGAGGUGCUCCCGGAUCCCAGGGCAGAGUGGGAGAGCCGGGUCCUCGAGGGCUUCCAGGGCUGCCUGGUGUUUCUGGUGCCCGGGGCCUGGAUGGUGUCCCUGGGAAGCAUGGCUCAGCAGGAGAAAUGGGAGCUCCUGGAGCAGCUGGUGCUGCUGGACCCCAGGGGUACCCGGGUCAAGAAGGUCCCAAGGGGCCUGAAGGGUCUUUGGGGAUGAAAGGAGAGAAGGGCAAAGCGGGGGACCCCGGGGAUGCUGGCACCAGUGGGCUGGAUGGGGAGCAGGGACCACCAGGACAGGCAGGAGCAGAGGGGCAGCCAGGACACAAAGGAGAGCAGGGAGAGCCAGGAACCUGUGGAGCUCCAGGCAGCAGAGGGGAACCCGGGGAGCCAGGGGACAAUGGUCCAGAGGGGCCACCAGGGAGGCCCGGGAGGCAUGGAGAGGAGGGUGACACUGGGGAUGCUGGGGACCUGGGGGAGCCAGGACCACGGGGACAGAAGCAGGGUGAUGCUGGCCCCAGGGGUCUUCCUGGAGCACCUGGUCCUGGAGCUGUGACAGGGGAAAUUGGGGAGAAAGGCCAUAAAGGAGAGAAGGGCCAAGAAGGUUUGCUGGGCCAGGUGGGUGUCACAGGCACUGCAGGACCUGCUGGAGCCAGGGGAUGGUUUGGUGGGACAGGUCUCCGAGGUCCUCCUGGGCUGGAUGGUCCUGAGGGAGUGAAGGGAGAUCCAGGGCCACGAGGCAUGGAGGGACCUGCUGGUGCUGCAGGGAUAGAGGGACUCGCUGGAGAUGAUGGGGCCAAGGGAGACAGCGGCAAGCCCGGUCCCAUGGGUGCAGCGGGUGCCCGGGGCUCGGUGGGUGCCCCCGGGCUGCAGGGAUACAGUGGGCACGGAGGAGCCAGAGGAGCUGCGGGCACCAAGGGACAGCCAGGCCGGAGGGGUCCUCUCGGGCCACCGGGUGAAGCUGGAGCCACGGGGCUGAGCGGCACCGAGGGUCUGGUUGGUGCCAAAGGGGAGCUGGGCAAGCCGGGAAGACCAGGACAGAUGGGGUCUCCAGGACGAACCGGUCCUAAAGGGUGGAAAGGUCGCAAAGGACAAAAGGGUGAUGUGGGGCAGGAAGGGGAAGCAGGGGUCCCUGGAGAAGCUGGCAGACGGGGCAAGAGAGGCAAAGUGGGGCACAGGCCCCCAAGAGGCCCCCGGGGACCCAAGGGCUACCCAGGUGACGAGGGGCUGCAAGGACCCCAGGGACCCCAGGGACCCUAUGGCAUCCCAGGGCUGAAGGGCAUCAAAGGAGACCCUGGAGCAAAAGGCCACAAGGGUGAGAAGGGCAGCGUGGGGGAGCGGGGCCAGCAAGGGGACGAUGGCUUCAAGGGCAAACCAGGACCCCAAGGUGUCCCUGGGAGGCUGGGACCCAAGGGACAGCAGGGUGACAGUGGCCCCCCUGGCCCAAGGGGACACCCUGGCAUCCCUGGGACACUGGGCUUGUCUGGACCCAAAGGUCUGAAAGGUUUCCCAGGGCUGCCAGGACCUUGGGGUGCACCCGGUCUGCCGGGUCCUGCCGGUCCCCCUGGUCCCAAUGGACCUGUGCUGGUGCUGUCCAGGGAGCAGCUGCAGCACAUGAUUUAUCCCUCCAACCACCUCAACUCCUCAGCAGUCCAGGCUCUGCUGCACACCCUGACCCAGGAGCUGCAAUCCCUCCUCCAGCAGCCCAAUGGCACCAAAACCAACCCUGUGGCUACCUGCAAGGAGCUGCUGCUGGCCCACCCUAGCCUGCCCGAUGGGCAAUACUACAUCGACCCCAACCAGGGCAGCCCCCAGGACUCACUGGUGGCCUUCUGCAACUUCACAUCUGGGGGUGAGACCUGCAUAGCCCCCAUCCACAGCCAGGUCCCCAUCAAGGCUUGGCUGAGUGCCUACACCUCCACGGACACCUUUGAGUGGUUCAGCACCCUUCCUGGGGGCUUCCUGCUGGAGUACUGGGGUGCCAGCCCAGUGCAGCUCCGCUUCCUGCGCCUGCACAGCCACCGGGCCACCCAGAGGGUCUCCUACUCCUGCACACCAAGCCCCCAGCAGCUCCAGCCCCAGCAGGAGAAGGAAAUCCAUUUCCUGGCUGACUCCCGGGAGCAGAGCUAUGCAGCCAGCCUGCCGGGAUGCCUGCCAGACAACGAGUCCUCCAUCACUGACACCAUCUUCCAGUUCACCACGGAGGAGCUCUCCCUGCUGCCCCUGAGGGACAUUGCUGUCUUUCACAACGGGGACACCUCCCACCAGUUUGGGUUCACAGUCGGACCAGUUUGCUUCAGCUGA